AUGAAAGUUAAUGCGAGCAAGACGAAGUUGUAUUUUCUUCGGGAUAAAAAAUACGAACCCCCUUUCUUUCUUCUACAAUGGCGCGUCUGUCGCCACGAAGUAUCUCCCGACCCGGUUGGGAACUGCAUUCCGGAACUACCGCGGAAGGGGCUCUCAUGUAGCGCACCUGCAAAAGCAGAUCAAUCAGCGGCUCAUGCAGCUAGCNCUGCAUUCCGGAACUACCGCGGAAGGGGCUCUCAUGUAGCGCACCUGCAAAAGCAGAUCAAUCAGCGGCUCAUGCAGCUAGCGGCCGUCUCGUCCUGCAGCUGGGGGCCAAAGUGA
Trypanosoma grayi is the source of this 321-nucleotide messenger RNA. RefSeq lists its product as hypothetical. The coding region runs from base 1 to 321 and encodes 106 amino acids. The record is from RefSeq and is a predicted model, not a curated record. The transcript has a single exon. Lineage: Eukaryota; Euglenozoa; Kinetoplastea; Trypanosomatida; Trypanosomatidae.